GCUCUGUCUCCCACAGCUGGAGUUUGCUGUGCAAAUGAGCUGUCAGAGCUGCGUGGACUCGGUGCAGACAUCCCUGCGUGGCGUGGCAGGUAUCCAGGGAGUAGAGGUACAACUGGAGAAUCAGAGCGUCCUCGUGACCACCACCUUGCCCAGCCAGGAGGUGCAGAGUCUCCUGGAGGAUACAGGGCGCCAGGCAGUGCUCAAGGGCAUGGGCAGCUGAAUGCUUCCUGAGAACCCAGAGAACCUGGGGGCAGCCGUGGCCAUGUUGGGGAAGCCUGGGGCCGUGCAGGGAGUUGUGCGCUUCCUACAAGUGUCCCCUCAAUGCUGCCUCAUCGAGGGGGCGAUCGAUGGCCUGGAGCCUGUGCCCCAUGGCCUCCACGUUCAUCAGUAUGGGGACUUGACCCAAAAUUGUGCUAGCUGUGGAGACCACUUCAACCCUGAUGGAAUGCCCCAUGGUGGCCCCAAGGACACCCAGCGGCACCUGGGAGAUCUGGGGAACGUCUAUGCCAGUGCUGAUGGCAGAGCGACCUUCAGAAUGGAGGACGAGAAGCUCAAGGUGUGGGACAUCAUUGGCCGAAGCCUGGUCAUUGAUGCAGGUGAAGAUGACCUGGGUCAGGGAGGACACCCGCUCUCCAAGGUCACCGGAAACUCUGGAGAGAGGCUAGCUUGUGGCAUCAUUGCUCGCUCAGCCGGCCUCUUCCAGAACCCCAAGCAGAUCUGCACCUGUGACGGCCUCACCAUCUGGGAAGAGCAGGGCCGGCCCCUCGCUGGUGAAGGGCGAAGGAAGCCUGCACAGACCCCGGCUCACCUUUGAUCUGACGCUGCUGAGAUGGCCUGAGCCUUCUCAGAGUCCUCCCUGAGAGGCUCCAAU
This is a messenger RNA of Trichosurus vulpecula (common brushtail), 871 nucleotides long. RefSeq names its product copper chaperone for superoxide dismutase-like. The record is from RefSeq and is a predicted model, not a curated record. Gene Ontology annotation, biological process: removal of superoxide radicals. Gene Ontology annotation, molecular function: copper ion binding. The coding region runs from base 221 to 814 and encodes 197 amino acids. The transcript has a single exon. Lineage: Eukaryota; Metazoa; Chordata; Mammalia; Diprotodontia; Phalangeridae.